UGUGACCCAAAGACGGUUACAGAAACAUAACGACCACCACUACAUCUUCUCAGUUCUCCCCUUCUACCUUCACUUUCACCUGAAAAUAUUAUAACCGCCACUGACGUCAUCGAUGUCGAAACUUCACUUGACUCUCACUCUCCUAACUCUCACUCUCAUAUCUACAUUCAAUUCAAUCCAAUCAACAACAUUCACACUCACCAAUCAGUGCUCGUAUCCGGUCUGGACCGGCCUUCUCUCCGGUGCAGGCACUCCUCCUCUUCCAACCACCGGUUUCCCGCUCCAGCCGAGCCAAUCGAACUCCAUAUCCAUCCCUGCCGGCUGGUCCGGCCGAAUUUGGGGCCGUACACUCUGCUCAACCGAUUCCACCGGCCGGUUCACCUGUGUCACAGGUGAUUGCGGCUCCGGUUCCGUUGAAUGCAACGGAGGUGGAGCCGCACCUCCGGCUACCUUAGCCGAGUUCACUCUCAACGGAGCCAACGGUUUGGAUUUCUAUGAUGUCAGCCUUGUUGACGGUUACAAUCUCCCGAUGAUGAUUCUACCACAAGGUGAUAACUGUAAUGUCACUGGAUGUUUCACUGACUUGAACAAAAACUGUCCGUCGGAUCUCCGGUUAACCGGUGCGGGUGAUGAAUCGGUUGCUUGUAGGAGUGCUUGCGAGGCGUUUGGUGAUCCAAUGUAUUGUUGUAGCGGGGCGUUUUCGACUCCACAAACGUGUAAUCCCACAUCGUAUUCUGAGUAUUUUAAAACUGCGUGUCCGACGGCGUAUAGCUAUGCGUAUGAUGACGGAACCAGCACUUUUACGUGUAAUUCCGGCAACUAUGUCAUUGCUUUCUGCCCUACUCCGGCGAACAGCCGCAAAACCACAGGAGCCAGCCAAUCGGCAGCUAGUAGCGGCAGCGGCUCAUUGGCUAAAGCUUUUGGCGUUUCUUCCGUUACAAUUCUUGCUUUCAUAUUGACGUCGGCUUUGGAGUUUAUAGACUUAUAAUUUUAAUGUUUUCUCUUUUUUUUUUUUUUUUUUUUUUUUUACUCGGCUUCAAAUCUUCAAUUUAACAAGCCGAUUAAAGCUUCAAAAAUGGCUUUAAAUUUUCCAAGGUUAGUGGGGGCUUGUUAAUUUUCUAGUUUGAUUAGAUCUUAAAUAGGAAAUCUUUAAUUUAUACAACUUUUUUGGCACAUGUGCGAGUAAAUUAAUAUAUUGUUGGUUAAAUAUUA
Molecule: messenger RNA, 1212 nt
Organism: Helianthus annuus (common sunflower)
Lineage: Eukaryota; Viridiplantae; Streptophyta; Magnoliopsida; Asterales; Asteraceae
Product: thaumatin-like protein 1b
Exons: 3
Coding region: 113-988 (291 amino acids)
Biological process (GO): defense response
Cellular component (GO): extracellular region
Source: RefSeq, a predicted model, not a curated record